UAGGAAAAUCCCGAGUUAGGUGAAUGGCUCGGUAUACAUGAAUCCUCAACAACAGUUGUGAUUCUUAUUUUCCCCCAAUUUUUCCUCUUUUUUUUUUCUUUUUUUUUUUUCCCAAGAUUUUUUUUUUCUUAUUUAACUUUGAUUGAUUUCGAUUCCGUAUGAAUCGAACCCAGAUUUUGUAGAAAAUCUCUUUCAGUACUGACCUAUUUGCGGCUGCAGCUGCGAUUUCUCUUCUUCCGGCGUCAAGUUGAUUCCGGCCAAUUACUGCUCCUUCUUGUUCGAUUUCAAGAGGAUUAACCAUGAUUGAUGCUAUCAAGGCUGCGAUCGGCGAUGCCGUUCUCACUUCCAUGUGGAUUUUCUGUGCUUCGUCUCUUGGGGUUCUCACUUCCGUCCUGUACUCGACAGCCGCUGUUUAUGGCCUUCCGCUUCACCCCCUUCUUAUCACUACUACUCUUGUCUUUGUUCUUGUUUUCGUUUUCAACAUAAUUGGUGCUGCUUUGGGUGGGGCUAGCUUUAAUCCCACUGCUACUGCUGCUUUUUAUGCUGCCGGUGUCGGUCCAACCUCUCUCUUCGCCAUGGCUAUCCGUUUCCCUGCUCAGGCAGCUGGUGCGGUUGCUGGUGCCCUGGCGAUCAAGGAGGUGAUGCCUAUACAAUACAAGCACAUGCUUGGUGGACCUUCUCUGAAAGUUGACAUUCAUUCUGGAGCUACAGCUGAAGGAGUUUUGACCUUUAUAAUCAGUUUUGCUGUUCUCUUUAUUAUACUCAGGGGUCCCUCUAGCCCAGUUAUUAAAACAUGGUUGCUGGCAAUGGCCACCGUGGCAUUAAUCGUUGCCGGUUCUAGUUACACAGGGCCUUCCAUGAAUCCUGCAAAUGCGUUUGGAUGGGCAUAUCUAAACAAUAGGCAUGAUACAUGGGAGCAGUUGUACGUGUACUGGAUCGCCCCCUUCAUAGGAGCCAUUUUGGCUGCUUGGCUUUUCAGAAUCAUCUUCCCACCACCACCCCCAGCCCCAACUAAGCAGAAGAAAGCUUGAAAUCAGUCGCCGCUGCCACCAUGUUUCUUUAGAUAAGCUUUGAUCAAUCAAAUGUAGCAAGUAAGAACUUCCAGUUCUGUUCUUAAGAUAAUUGGUGCCGGUUUAAAGUUUAUAUUUUGCAGCUGCUUCUGGAUCGAUAAUCCUUCAGUUAAGUUCCCAUUAGUCAUUUAUUUUUGUUUCAACCAAUUUGUCAAUGGCCUUAUACAGAUUGCUGUUGCUGCUUUUUAAGGUUUUGUUUAUAUGUUUCUUUGGUAUUAAGGUAGUUUUAUGUUAUUUUUCUUUAGAGUUUUACAUUACUCUUUAGUAAACUAAAGUAGUUUCUCCGACUCCGACUCCGACGUGUGACCUAUAAUAAUCCUAGUUUGGUAGUGAUGCUUAGGUUGACUCUUAUAACCAAUUUCUUCCAGUUUAUUUGGAUUGUGACUUUUAAGAUAUUAGUAUGUUUUGACA
Molecule: messenger RNA, 1481 nt
Organism: Benincasa hispida (wax gourd)
Lineage: Eukaryota; Viridiplantae; Streptophyta; Magnoliopsida; Cucurbitales; Cucurbitaceae
Product: aquaporin SIP1-1-like
Biological process (GO): transmembrane transport
Cellular component (GO): membrane
Molecular function (GO): water channel activity
Source: RefSeq, a predicted model, not a curated record